Messenger RNA from Exophiala xenobiotica, 2143 nucleotides. RefSeq lists its product as uncharacterized. The coding region runs from base 29 to 1900 and encodes 623 amino acids. NCBI's taxonomy places the organism in Eukaryota, Fungi, Ascomycota, Eurotiomycetes, Chaetothyriales, Herpotrichiellaceae. The transcript has 5 exons. The record is from RefSeq and is a predicted model, not a curated record.
GAAAGGCUUACCGCGGUAGUCGAGAUCGAUGUUGUGGUCAAUAGUGCAUAUCAGCCAGGCCACCAGUUUGAUCGGCAACUUCAGAUAUCGUUUGCGGUUGUGCCGUAGAGCCGACAGCCAGGGAGUGCACCCUUGGACUUAUAUCCAGUUUCUCGUUCCAGUCACACCCACCAGUGAUUGCAAAAGAUCAGAGCCGUCUCAAACUCUGAAGAUGGCGGUCGCCGAAACCAUGACUGAGCAGCAGCAGAGCUGGCAGGACAUAGUCGCACGAAAACAGCAAGAAUCUCGAGAUCUCAUCCCCAAGGAAUGGCUGCUGCCCUCUACGAUCAUGGAUUCGUUGUCCUUUCCGCUUGAGAAGAACCCGAACAAGUUGCUCGCCAUGGACAUCCCAAGGAAAUCAGGGCUCUUAACUGACCGUGAGCUGGCAAUUACAGAGAGCUAUUCGGUCGCAGAACUACUGGCCAAACUUGCAUCCGGGGAAUUCUCAUCUUCCGAGGUCACAAUGGCCUUCUGUAAAAGAGCCGCAAUCGCUCAACAGCUGACCUCAUGCCUCACGGAGACGUUCUUCGACGAAGCUAUUGCGAGGGCCAAAUCUCUCGACCAGCGCAGGACCGACGGACAGCAACUGGGGCCAUUGCACGGUCUUCCUGUCAGUAUCAAAGACGGAUUCCAGGUGAAGGGGACUGAAGCAAGCAUUGGAUACGUAUCGUUCCUCGGAGAGAAGUCAUCGGCAAAUUCGGCUUUGGUCGAGAUACUGCUGAACUUGGGCGCCGUGCUGUAUGUUAAGACCAACAUCCCUCAGACGCUGAUGACUGCCGACUCCGACAACAACAUCUUCGGUCGUGCUCUGAACCCUCACAAUACGCUCCUCAAUGCUGGAGGCUCGAGCGGAGGAGAAGGCGCUUUGAUUGCGUUCCGGGGCUCACCUCUCGGUGUCGGCACCGACGUCGCGGGCUCCGUCCGCAUCCCGGCAUUGUGUUGUGGGACUUUCGGAUUCAAGCCCACCUCGAGUCGCAUCCCUUACAGAGGUCAGAAGGCACCUUCACUCGAAGGGUGGAAACCCAUCACCGCCUCUGCUGGUCCGCUUGCAAACGACAUGGAGGCCCUCGGCAUCUUCACAAAAGCAGUCAUCGAUGCCACACCAGCACUACUCGACUCCACAGCUAUUGACGUACCCUGGCGCACACUCAAUCCAGCAAAUAGAGCCAGGCUCAGGAUUGGCGUUCUUCAAGAGGAUCCUUUGUACCCAUUGCAUCCUCCCAUCAAGAGGGCCUUAGCCGAGGCUGCGAAGAAACUCGAAGCCGCUGGGCAUGAACUCGUCCAAGUGACCUCUGAAGAAGGUCAGGUCGCCGAUGCCAUGGAAGUCGCAUGCGAAAUCUUCUCUCUUCAUUCCGAGACAUCUAUGCAAUUCAUCAAUGCAAGUGGUGAGCCGCCGGUUCCAUCUGUCGCCAAACAAUUUGGGCCUGCAAAUGUCGGCAGCUACAAAUUCGUGCCAAGUCUGGAGGGCCUUGAUUUUGUGCGCAAGUAUGCUCUUUUGACCGUGAAGAGACAAGAAAUAUCCGAAAACUGGCGCAAGAUCUGGUUGGAGAAAAAGUUGGAUGCAGUCAUGGCGCCAGCAGCGCAAAGCACAGCCGUGCCGCAUGAUACUUUUGGUUGGCCUCCAUAUACAUGCAUUGUCAACCUACUUGACUACCCGGCGUGCGUGAUACCGUUUGGCAAGGCGUCUCGGCAAUUGGAUCCAGUGGCUACCAAGAUGAAUGCGGAGCAAGCAGGGCCAGAAUAUGACCCCGAGGUCCUCGAUGAUGCGCCAUGCUCUAUACAGAUCAUGACUAGCCGCAUGCGGGACGAGGAGUGCUUGAAGGUGGGCGCUGCUGUGAAUGAAUGCUUGAGACGAGCUUGAAGGGUUCGUGCCCAGCUGUCCGGUCGUAGGUUGAAUCGCAUGUCGACGGAUGACCCCAGUAUCGGCCUUAUCGAUUGGGCCUAGUCAGGAUCCUGGGCCACCAAUGCCUGUCCUAGACCAUGCUUGAAUAUCAGAGCGUUCAGGCCAUCAUAAUCAAUCCCAGAAUCCCCGUCACCAUCUGUCGAGGUCUUGAGCAAAAAGUCUGGCAAAUUCCAGAUCUUUUCCAGAACGCCAGCCGUUCGU